Molecule: messenger RNA, 3546 nt
Organism: Hydatigera taeniaeformis
Lineage: Eukaryota; Metazoa; Platyhelminthes; Cestoda; Cyclophyllidea; Taeniidae
Source: the annotation of a GenBank genome assembly
AUGCGGAAGAAGUCGGCACCUCGUUUUUUGUCAAAAAGGGCUCAAGCUGCACGCUCUUUCAUGCACGUUCGUGCCCUUCCGUUCUCUUCUCAAGUUGAACAAAAUCAAUCACGCAAACGAUCGAGGAACAUCCCUGACAUAAAAUUUGAUCUCUCUCGGACUUAUGACCAUUCCCUUGCCAUCCAUAUGUGUGCUGAAAUUCCCCCAAAUUCAGUCUGUCUUCAAUCUCUUUCCCUUCCUUUUUCCUCUACUCUCUUAUCCUACUUUAGACAAUCCCGUCGCGUGGAUAUCUAUUUCUCUUCUUUACCUCAAAUGACCCUUUGCUUUGAGUCGCAGGAAUCCCGUGAACGUGUUGUUCUCAAUGCUGACUUUCCAAAUCUCUCUUUCAUCCUCUUCGGUCUUUCAUCGAAUUCCCUUUCGCUUUUUGGUCGUGUGGUAGCUCAGUCAGUUGAAGUGAAUGUUAUCGUCAAAUCUUCCGCGAUUUUAACCACUUCAACGUUUAUCCAGUAUGCAAUAAGCCCGUUACAGUUCGAGAAAAUCUUUAGUUUUAUUACGCUUCAAAUUUGGCCCCUUGACGGAUCGCUGGAUAAAUUUAGGCUUCCUUUGUUUGUCGAUAUUUCGGAAACACAAGAAGAGUUCAUUGCUUCUUUGAAUUCAGUCUAUGCUUCUGUUCAGCACACUCAUAUGGCGGAAUCUUCUCAAUGGAAUGAUCUAAACAUUUGUCAACCGAAGGAAAUUAAAAUUGAUCUUCUCCCCUAUCAAGUCGACGCUAUUCGAUGGAUGAUCUUCCGAGAGAGAAACAUUUUUCCUAUCGUUGAUCCUAGUUGGCUCUCUCCAUAUUUCGUGCGAAUGAAUGAGGACAAUUUGUUUUUUUCUACCUUAACUGGACAUUUCACGACCUCGGUCCCCGAAGUACCAUCCGACUCCUGUCUUGGAGGAAUUUUGGCGGAUGAGAUGGGUCUUGGUAAGACUCUGGAGGUUAUAUCUCUCAUCAUUCACCGUCCUUGUCCAUCUGACAUUACCAAUUCCCCGCUGUACGAUCUUAAAUCGGAAGCAGACCUAGAAGGUGUCUUUGCUUUCGAUUCGAAGACCAAUGACGAGUUAGUAAUGUACGAAGACGAGGAAGAUCACGAUGCAACUGUCGCAAUGGUGGAGGAGAGUGUUUUCUGUGUUUGUGGUGGUGGUUGUUGCGGAGACAUGGACUUUACACUGAUUUCCUGCUCUGUUUGUAAUUCAUCCAAUUUGCAACACGAGGAAUGUGUACAAUUUAAACGAGUGAUUGAUACUUCAGCAGGUGAAAGCCUUCGGUUGAAGUACAUCUGCCCACUGUGUUGGAAUCAUCUUCGCGUUCGUUCCAAAGCAACUUUGGUUGUUUCUCCAGAUCAUAUUUGGCGUCAAUGGCAAGACGAACUACAAAAACAUGUUGAUCUUUCUCACUUAAAAGUUCUUAUCUAUGAAGGUCUGAACAGCCGUCCAAUUCGACUGUCAGCAUUAACUUCAUCGCAACAGCAACCACCUCCUGAAUCAGAUUCGGAUUCCGCCUUCACUCCAAACUUUGUUCAACCCGGAGAACUGGCUUCUGCUGACGUGGUACUCACCACCUACACCGUUCUUCAACGUGAGCUCGGAUGGGCGUCAGUUUCCGCAGAACAGAGGGUUGGUGAGGGUCAUCGGCCAACUCUACGAACGGCUCAACGCUACCUUGCCCCACCUAGUCCACUUGCUUGUGUUAUCUGGUGGAGGAUUUGCUUGGAUGAAGCGCAAAUGGCGGAAAAUGUGACCUCAAAGAUUGCUCGAAUGUUGUCAGAGGUAGAGGCUGUGCAUCGAUGGUGUGUCACGGGGACGCCAGCUGAGAAAGGUCUUUCUGACUUCUACGGCCUCCUGGCCUACCUACGCUUGGAACCUUUUGCUUGUCGACAUUACUGGAACGCUUUACUCUACCAGCCCUUCGUGAAUGCGCUUCGUUCUUCCUCACCCACCGAACUUUCAGACACAUUAUUUGUUCGUCUUCUUUCUCGUCUUCUUUGGCGCAACACAAAAGCUCUGGUCGGUUCCCAGCUCUGCCUCCCAUCUGUCUGUCAACAGAUCCACUGGGUUGAUUUCACCAGCGUCGAGCGCUACAUUCAUGAUCGCACACUCUCUGACUGUGCUGACGCCUUGCAACAAAUGCUAGCAGAGGCGCCAGAUUUUGACCUGGAUGGACCACUGGCUGCACUCUCCGGGAACCUGCAUUGGCGACUAGUAGCUAUGGUUACCAGAGCAAGACAAGCUUGUACUCAUGCUAGUCUGGUAGUGAUCCAUUCCAGUACUGGAGGUGGAAACGGAGGCGGUAGAUGCACAGGAUUUAGAGGUUCUUCGGAUCCAACGCUUCAGGUCUCAAAAAACGCAAAGCUUCAAGGCACUGGGUGCGCAAACAUGACUGAUGUUAUUCGAAAGGUGGUGGAUGAAGUGCAUCAGGAAUGCGAGGCCAGUUAUCGGACGUGGGUUUUCAAUAAGAACGGCGCUGCAGCGUGCUUCAUACUUCAGCAGAAGUACCUCGAAGCUGCCGCGUGCUAUCGUGAAGUUCUACGCACUGCUAUAGGCUUGGAAUCCCGUCAUGGCGUCUUGUCUGACUGGAGUCAACGUCUACACUCGAUUACAAACCUUCACUGGCUCAUCCAGUGUCAUGAUGUGCCACUGGAGAACUCUCCAACACUGGUGGAAAAGAAGGCGACCAAAAAAGUGGACGAAGAAGGCGAAGAGGUAGUGAACGUUCCUCUUGACGAAUGCAUGAAUUCCGAUGGACUGCCGACAUGGGAGGAGCUGGAUCCAAGGGUGGACAGGGACUUGUUGUGGAAAGCAAAGCUGCUAAGGAUGGACUACCUUAAGACGAAUUCUCGUCUUCUUUCCAAAGCACGUGAAAAGUUGGAUCCAGUUGUUUCUAGGCUGGAAAAACUCCUCUAUCAUCCUUCCGACCUUCCGUCCACUAUCGAAGACAGUUCUACCGAUCCAUGGUUAACAUGGCUUUACGAGGCCUUGGAACUCCUUGCCUCUUCCAACAUCCUCGACCAACUACCACUCAUGGUUGAAUCCAGUCUUCAAGGUCGUUGUUCACAAUUUCGGACCACACUUCUUCACACGCGAUCUGGUGCUGGAUUCAAGGCUGUCCUCUUUGUUGAAGUGAAAUCGGUUCUAGACGCCCGGCAACGGCUUCGAAAGGCUAUGACUCCACUGGACCAAACAUGGAACCACUUUCUUAAAAAUGGGGAAGUUGAUCGGUCUGUUCUGGAAAAGUACUACAUCUGCUGUUGUACUCGAGACACGCCUAAUCAGAAUGGUAAAUCGUCUCGAAAAAGGAUCAGAAAGGCCUCUCAUUCCAAAUGUGCUUACUGCUUAGCUAGUGAGGCUCUUCAAGCCUAUCGACAGGUAUUGAAUCAGGAGAAACCUACUGCGUCAGCAAGAGCUCAAAAACGAGUUGUUCUUGAGGGCCUUCUUGAAGAAUCCCAAGUGGAGGAUGAUGCUGCUCUACUUAGUGGAGACUUAACCGCCAUCGGAUUGGUGAAUCCU